UGUAAAUAUAAUGACAAUCCGGUCCAUAUGUUUUCGGAUCCAUGAGUGGCAACAACGGUGUUCAACACACGUUUGUUAUAUUUUUGUUCGGAACGAGAGAAGAAGUGGCUGAGUUAAUGAGAAAUGGCAUCUCUAGGUCAUUGUUCAUCAGUCAUUCGUAACAUUAAUGCUGUACAAAGACAUCCUUGCAAGAAGUCCCUGCCAAUUUUAUCUGCAUUUAACAAUGCAGCAAACUUUUCACAACACAAAAGGUGUCAGUUUUCCGGGCAGCUCCGUCAUAUAUACACAUCAGACUCUCAGAAAUCAGCAGUUGCCUUUCGUUCCGAUUUGAAAAAUUGCAAGCGUGUGGUAGUAAAGCUCGGCAGUGCUGUUAUCACUCGUGAUGAUGAAUGUGGUGUUGCCCUCGGCAGAUUAGCUUCCAUUGUAGAACAGGUAUCUAAUUUACAAUUAGCUGGUCGACAGAUGUUGCUCGUAACCAGUGGUGCUGUAGCUUUUGGUAAGCAGCGCCUACGACAUGAAGUGAGAAUGUCCCAGAGUAUGAGAGAAACAUUGACACCUAUCCAAGGCCAAUUUCAGUUGGAAUCAAGAGCUUGUGCAGCAGCAGGUCAAAGUGGUCUGAUGUCACUGUAUGAAGCCAUGUUCUCACAGUAUGGACUUACCACUGCACAGGUACUGGUUACCAAGCCCGAUUUUUAUCACGACUAUUCACGUAGCAAUCUCAGGUCUACUAUCAAUGAGCUUCUGCGUAUGAAUAUUGUACCAAUUUUGAAUGCAAAUGAUGUCGUUUCUCCACCCCCAGAACCUGAUAAGGACCUUCAUGGACAGGUAAUAAGCAUAAAGGACAAUGAUAGCUUGGCAGCACGUCUGGCAGUUGAAAUGAAUGCUGACCUUUUGCUUUUGCUCUCAGAUGUCAAUGGAAUCUUCAGUGCUCCUCCAGGCCAUGAGGGGUCACGUCUCUUAGACACUGUCUAUCCAGGCGACACUGCUGGGGUAGUGUUUGGGAGUAAAUCUCGUGUUGGGCUUGGUGGCAUGGAAUCUAAGGUCAAGGCAGCCAACUGGGCCCUAGAUCGUGGUGUUGGUGUGGUCAUUGCUAAUGGAGUGUCACAGCAGCCUGUCAUUACAGACGUUGUAAAGGGCAAGAAAGUAGGCACAUUUUUCAGUGAGACAAAACCAGCUGGUCUGUCAUCAGAUCAACAAGCUCUCCGGGCUAGAGAAGGAGGCCGUAAGCUACAAUCAUUAUCUGCAGACCAGCGAGCUGAGAUGAUCAACAAAUUAGCAAAUCUUCUUCUUGAGAGACAGGAAUCAAUUUUAGCAGCAAACAAGAUGGAUCUGGACUCGGCAAGGAUCUCGGGUAACCUGUCUAAUGCCAUGAUUUCCCGUCUAUCACUCGACCGAAGCAAAUUGCAGAAUUUAGCAAAUGGCUUGAAACAGAUAGCUGCAACUUCCCAUGAGAACAUUGGACGCGUCUUGAAGCGAACCAAGGUAGCAGAAGGUUUGAAUCUGCAGCAGGUUACAGUCCCUAUUGGAGUUCUUAUGGUCAUUUUUGAGUCCCGUCCAGAUUGCCUUCCACAGGUUGCAGCCCUGGCUCUUAGCAGUGGCAAUGGUCUGUUAUUGAAGGGUGGCAAAGAAGCAAUUCAGACAAACAAGUACCUUCAGAGCCUAGUGACAGAAGCUCUCAACUUGCAUGACUGUGCCGAUGCUAUUGCUCUGGUCAGCACAAGGGAGGAUGUCAGUGACCUUCUGAAGCUGAAUGACCUCAUUGACCUUGUUAUUCCAAGGGGCUCUAAGGAAAUGAUCCAGAAAAUACAAGAACAGAGUCAAGGUAUUCCAGUACUUGGACAUAGUGAGGGAAUUUGCCAUGUCUACCUGGAUAUAGAUGCAGAUCCAGAAAUGGCACUUGAAAUUGUGCGAGAUUCCAAAUGUGAUUACCCAGCAGCCUGCAAUGCAAUGGAAACCCUACUCAUCCACAAAGGGCUGCAAAGGACCCAGUUGUUUGAGAAUGUGCUAGAAAUGCUUGGCUUAGAACAGGUUAAAAUUCAUCCUGGACAAAGGCUUUCUCGCUCACUCAAGUUUGGUCCAGCAGAGGCUCAGUCUAUGAGCAUUGAAUAUGGAGGUCUAGAGUGCGGGGUGGAGAUAGUAGAUGAUAUCAAGGGUGCCGUCAAUCACAUUAACAAGUACGGAAGCUCACACACAGAUGUCAUUGUUACUAAAAAUGAGGAGGUUGCGGAUUAUUUUCUGAAGGCAGUAGAUAGUGCAAGUGUUUUCCAUAAUUGCAGUACAAGAUUUGCUGAUGGUUAUCGCUUUGGACUUGGUGCUGAGGUUGGCAUUAGUACCACACGCAUACAUUCACGUGGUCCUGUUGGCGUUGAAGGCCUUCUUACUACUAAAUGGAUAUUGCAAGGAUCUGGAGACUGUGUACAGCAAUAUGCAGAGGGUGGUACUAAGCACUAUGUACAUCAAAGAUUAGCAAUCACAGACGACACAACAAGCAGUAGUGAUGAUGAAAUCACAUCAGAACAGUCAUAAUGAUAGCUAAAAUUGUUAGCUAAAGGCCAAUAAGUCAUGGAUUGGAUUUGUAUGUAAUCACCAAUAUGAAGAUCUAAUACAAAGUUUAUUUUGAAAAAAAAAAAUUAUCUGAUUUUCAUAUAUCUCUACUUUGUUCAUGCUGGUACAGCUGUUAUCAUAUUAUAAGGUAUGUUUGUGAAUGAUAUUGCCAUGUACUGCCCUCUAUGUUUUAUGGCACUGCAUGUGUCCUAAUUUGCCUUACUGUUGACAUUUAAAUUCCAAACCACUACCUGUGUGAUUGUAAAUGUGAAAUAAUUUGCUCAUAUUUUAUUGUCAAUUAAGUUGUAUUUUUACAACCUGCUAUGUUCUUUUUAAAUUUUAUUGCAAGCUGUUAACCUUUUGUAUUACGUGAACUUAUCAUUAGAAAAUGGAGUCUGUCACAAUGCCCAUUUGAAAACAAUCCUGCGCUUGCUGUAACGUCUUGAUAAAAUUUCUACUUCUUUGGAGUCAGAAUGUCUGAUCACUGUUAUUAAUGACAUUGUAUCUAAUGGAUAGAUGUAUCUCUCUAUGUGCUGCCUACACAUGUGUAAUAUUUCUAAUAAAUUAUUUGUUUGACCA
This is a messenger RNA of Anneissia japonica, 3123 nucleotides long. RefSeq names its product delta-1-pyrroline-5-carboxylate synthase-like. NCBI's taxonomy places the organism in Eukaryota, Metazoa, Echinodermata, Crinoidea, Comatulida, Comatulidae. The transcript is spliced from 15 exons. Bases 124 to 2526 code for a protein of 800 amino acids. Gene Ontology annotation, cellular component: cytoplasm; mitochondrion. Gene Ontology annotation, molecular function: glutamate-5-semialdehyde dehydrogenase (NADP+) activity; glutamate 5-kinase activity; ATP binding. The record is from RefSeq and is a predicted model, not a curated record.